This is a messenger RNA of Beauveria bassiana ARSEF 2860, 570 nucleotides long. Its product is annotated as trafficking protein particle complex subunit 3. NCBI's taxonomy places the organism in Eukaryota, Fungi, Ascomycota, Sordariomycetes, Hypocreales, Cordycipitaceae. Bases 1 to 570 code for a protein of 189 amino acids. Gene Ontology annotation, biological process: intra-Golgi vesicle-mediated transport; endoplasmic reticulum to Golgi vesicle-mediated transport. The record is from RefSeq and is a predicted model, not a curated record. The transcript has 3 exons. Gene Ontology annotation, cellular component: cytosol; TRAPP complex; cis-Golgi network membrane.
AUGGCCUCGAGCAAGGCCUCUCGCAUAGGCGAGGAGACGCGAAUCGACAAAGUUAACGCCGAGCUCGUGACCCUGACAUACGGCACAGUAGUUGCACAAUUAUGCAAAGAUUUCGACAGCGAUUAUGCGGAAGUCAAUAAACAACUGGAUAAGAUGGGAUAUAAUAUUGGCUUACGCCUCAUCGAGGAUUAUCUUGCCAAAUCGAAUACAAUGAAGCGCUGUGCCAACUUUCGCGAGACAGCAGACAUGAUUUCUCGGGUCGGGUUCAAAAUCUUCCUAAACAUCACACCACAAGUGACGAACUGGACGGCGGAUAACAACCAAUUUUCUCUGGUAUUUGACGAGAAUCCUUUUGCCGAUUUUGUCGAGUUACCCGAUGAUGGCCGUGCCCAGGACGAGCUUUGGUACUCGAACAUUCUUUGCGGUGUUUUGAGGGGAGCGCUCGAAAUGGUGCAGAUGCAGGUCGAAGCGCACUUUAUCAGCGAUGUUUUACGAGGCAACGACACGACUGAAAUGAGGGUAUCGCUACUACGCUACAUUGAUGAUGAGCUACCACCGGAGGACGAUUAG